UUCCGGUUCUGUUCUGAUUCGUGGGAAAAUGAAAACUAAAGUGUUUGAGCUCUUGAAGUUUUUUGCGCUGGUUCGUGAACCGUUUUUACUUUUUUCUGUUUGUUUUUGUUAUUAGACCAAAUGGAGUCCAGUGUAAAAUAGUAGAAAGCGCUUCAUAACUUCAUCUCAGUGGGCCUCCACCAGGCUGAAGGAACCUCCACUGAAAUGUCCAGUCUGAACUGGAAGCCGUUUGUUUAUGGAGGAAUGGCAUCGAUUGUUGCAGAAUUCGGUACAUUUCCUAUCGAUCUGACCAAAACCCGACUCCAGGUCCAAGGCCAGUCCCAGUGCAUGGAGGUCCGCUACAGAGGGAUGUUCCACGCCCUUCUCAGGAUCGGACAGGAAGAAGGCAUCAAGGCCUUGUAUUCUGGGAUCUCACCAGCUCUGCUGAGGCAGGCGUCUUACGGGACGAUUAAAAUCGGGACGUACAACACGCUGAAGAAAUUAUUCGUGAGCCGUCCCGAGGAUGAGACGAUGGUCAUCAACGUGUUCUGCGGCGUCGUCUCGGGAGUCCUGUCCUCUUCUUUAGCAAACCCUACAGACGUGCUGAAGAUUCGCAUGCAGGCUCAGGGCAGUUUACUGCAAGGCAGCAUGAUGGCCAACUUCAUCAACAUUUACCAGACAGAGGGCACACGAGGACUCUGGAGGGGCGUCAUCCCGACGGCACAGAGAGCCGCCAUCGUGGUCGGCGUCGAGCUUCCGGUCUACGACAUCACAAAGAAGCACUUGAUUGCUUCUGGGAUGAUGGGAGACACGGUUUUGACUCAUUUCAUUUCCAGUUUUGCGUGCGGUCUAGCAGGAGCGCUCGCGUCCAACCCUGUGGACGUGGUGAGGACACGGAUGAUGAACCAGCGCGUGCUGUCUGGGAAUUUUCUGUACAAAGGCACGCUGGACGGACUCAUGCAGACGUGGAGGAACGAAGGUUUCUUCGCCCUGUACAAGGGCUUCUGGCCCAACUGGCUGCGCCUCGGACCCUGGAACAUCAUCUUCUUCAUCACUUACGAGCAGCUGAAGAAGCUUCCAUUAUAGAGUUCCUGACACUGACAUGACACUGCACCGGGUGAAAGUGUGCGUGCGUGUGUGUGUGUGUGAGAGACGGGAAGCAAGCGAGCACCACUUCCUGUUUUCAUCCUGUUGUUCUCAGUCCCUCCUUGUAGCACGUAAACAUGAUUUAUAUAUUUUACUGUGUUUUUUUUUUUCUUUUUCCCCCGUUGGAUAUUAAAUCUUUUUAUGAGUUUGCACCAUGAUUUUACACCUAAAGCCUUGCUUUAUCAAUCAUGGCAGCUAAAUUUUAGGUCAGCUCAAAGACAGGAUGGAACGUUACGUCAGAUUGUCGUGACGUCCAGAGUCGACAGAACGCGCACAAGGUCAUUGGAAGUCGCUUCGCUUCACUCCACAGCAGCCUUGCGCUCGUUCACCAACUGUCUCAGUCCAAACGCGUCUCUCCUCGCCUUAGUCAGUCAGUCAGGAUCUGCGGCUUUAGUAGCGCUGUUAGCGAUAGUGUAGAUUGUGUAGCAGGCGCGUGAGAGUCGCAUCCGAAGCCGAGCGCACUCGGGAUUGUGUUUAUAAAGAGCGCCGUGUCCGGAUUAGCUUUACUGGAGCACCUUUAUAUGACGUGUAGGUCAGCCUGCUCUGAAUGUUACUGUCAGCAAGUCUAGGUUAAUUCAGCAACAUUUUGUGUUAGAACACAAUGGAAUUCAGCACUCCUUCUUUUUCAUUAUUUGUUGCCAAACGUUGCUCAGCCCAAACGGCAGAUUUGUUUCUGUUAAUAAUCUCACUGCAGAGGAAGAUGUGUAGAAAACGCACAGAACCGAAAGCACUUCUGUCCUGCAGGGCUCUCUUUUAUUGAUGUGUGUGUGUGUGUGUGUGUGUUUGUAUACGAGCAUGUGUGGAAUUGUAUUAUAUUUUGUGUAGCUGUGAUAAACUGUACAUUAUGCUGCUGUACAUUAGAAAGUGUUAAGCUCAGCUUUCAUUCUUUCUUUCUUUCUUUCUUUCUUUCUUUCUUUCUCUCCAAAUUCUGACCUGUCAAAGUGUACUGUAAAAAAAAAAAAACAUUUUAAAAUGUGACAUCGGUACUGUUACUUCUACAUUUUUUUUUGUUUUCAACAUUGUUCAGGAUACAAAAAGCGAGAGUGCAAACCUUCAUGAUACUGAAACCAUGUGUAUGGAUUUGCUUCUCUAGUCCAUCAUCUUCUAUUAUUAUUAUUAUUAUUAUUUAUUAUUAUUAUUAUUAAUGCUAUAAGCAAGUUUUGUGUUUUUGUGCCUGCACACACACCUGGUUGGUCUGCCUGCCUGUUGUAGAGGUUUUUAGGAAACACCCACACGUUUGUUGUAACAAUUUUGCAUGAGAGCUUUCGCUACUAACUUUUCACGCCUGUGUGCUGCAUCACCGUACAGAAUCUUCCCAAGCGACCGUUCGGUGCAAUAUUAGAUGCGAGUGUGUUACAUGGAAGUUCUUUUAAGAGCCUUGUUUGUGUAAUUAUCUAAUCAGCCAAUCACGUGAGAGCAGAUACAAGACCAGAGACUUGGUUAAUGUUAACACACACAAAAAAAAGAGAGAGAUAUAAAUGUGACUUUUUGACAGUAUAAUGUGGUGGUGGUGUUGUAAGCCACGGGUUUAAACUGCCUCGGACAGAAAGGGUACGGUGACUUUAAAGAAAUGAUCACAUUUGAGAUGCUUUUCUGAUCAGCACGGAUGUAAACAGCGGUUAUUUGAGUUACUUUCGGUCACCUCGAACCAACCUGGUUAGUCUCCACGGUCCUCUUUUCCACACACAACUAGAACUGUUCUGCAGUGCAAGAUAUUUUUGUUUUAAACUCUUUUGGCUGAUGGGAUGAUUUCACGAAUGAGCAGUUUGAAUGGUGUUCCAGGUCCUAAUGUUUCAGCUGACUUCAGUUACUGUAUGUGCUUGUGUUCUGUUCUGUUAUCCAGAACGAUAGGUUUGGCCUCAAAACAUCGCCUGGUUAAGGUAAUGCCUGGAUUAUGUCAAGACUUGCCUCAAGUCUAUCUUCAUGAGCUCGAGCGAUCGACACAUGCGAUCAUCUCAAACACAAACCGUUACGUGACGCCUGCUUUCAGGUUUCAGCCGAGACCGAGACCCAUGUGCCAUAAUCUUUUCACUACAUUUAUUAGUCAAAUUAUUUUAUUUAAUUUUUUUAAAGGUUUUCUUUUGGUCUGUAAAAUGUUUGUAUUCUUUUUAACGUGCACUUUUUGCUUUUGGAAUCGUGUCGUGUUGGGAAAAAUGUUCAAAACCAAAUUUAUUAUUAUUUUUUAAAUCAAGAUUGUGUUUAUUUAUAUAUAUAAAUUGAAAACUUUUUUGGAUUGUUGCCGUGUUUUCACAUCUGGGAGGACGCAGCCGAUGACAGUCAUAUCGAUGUGUUGCUUUCAUCGUUGCUUUUCCCCCUUUUUUUUUUUCACGAGCAUGUUUCAUGGAUCUCGAAAGGAACACAGUCAUCACAAACCCUUGCAUGGAGAAGAUUAACGCAGCACAUUUGACAUGAUUGGAACCUGCAGCUCUUUGCUUUCUGCCUUGCUUUAUUCUUCUCAAUACCACGUUCUCAAAAAAAUGUGUCCUUCUGAGGUCUUCAAUCAUUUUUGGUUCUAAUGGUGAACAUGUUAUUACUUAACCUUAUUUGUUGCAGUAAUAUAUCUAUUAUGUGGCUGGUUUUGCGUUGUAUGAUAUAAAUGUGCAUCUGACAAUAAAACAAAAUCCUGGCGAA
Molecule: messenger RNA, 3756 nt
Organism: Tachysurus fulvidraco (yellow catfish)
Lineage: Eukaryota; Metazoa; Chordata; Actinopteri; Siluriformes; Bagridae
Gene: slc25a14
Product: solute carrier family 25 member 14
Exons: 9
Coding region: 205-1065 (286 amino acids)
Biological process (GO): mitochondrial transport
Cellular component (GO): mitochondrial membrane
Source: RefSeq, a predicted model, not a curated record